AUGCGUUCUACCACUGGGACCAGGCAGAGGGGGGAGUCUAUCAACAACUACAUCGCUGCCCUCCGAAAAGCUGCACUGCACUGUGAGUUCCGAGACUUAGACGAUGCCCUGAUGGAUCGAAUUGUCUGCGGGGUUCGGAACAACCGUCUGCAACGGCAUCUUCUUGCCAAGCCUGACCUCACGCUGCAGAAGACCAUUGAGGAGGCUGCGGCCUCAGAAGCUGCUGAACUCUCCGCCCAGGAGAUUUGCAAGGACAGCAGCCCGCAGCCUGCUAAGAAGCCAAUUCCAGUGCACCACGAGGAGGCCAGCAGUAACAAGGCAGUUCCAGUAACAAAGCAGUUCCAGAAGGGGCCACAUUGCUAA
Messenger RNA from Podarcis lilfordi (Lilford's wall lizard), 363 nucleotides. Lineage: Eukaryota; Metazoa; Chordata; Lepidosauria; Squamata; Lacertidae. The record is from the annotation of a GenBank genome assembly.